Messenger RNA from Suhomyces tanzawaensis NRRL Y-17324, 606 nucleotides. RefSeq names its product phosphatidylglycerophosphatase. NCBI's taxonomy places the organism in Eukaryota, Fungi, Ascomycota, Pichiomycetes, Serinales, Debaryomycetaceae. The coding region runs from base 1 to 606 and encodes 201 amino acids. Gene Ontology annotation, molecular function: phosphatidylglycerophosphatase activity. The record is from RefSeq and is a predicted model, not a curated record. Gene Ontology annotation, biological process: cardiolipin biosynthetic process. Gene Ontology annotation, cellular component: mitochondrion. The transcript has 2 exons.
AUGUUCAACGUCAGUGCGACGCUUAACGUGUCCAGGCUCCUCUACAACCCCUCGUUAUGCCUUCCUCAUCUCACCUUGAAGUCGUUUGACCAGAUCACGCUUCCGUUCCCCAUUCCAAACCAUCCCCAGGCCACGAUUCGUGGUGUAGUGUUGGACAAGGACAACUGCUUUGCCAAAGAUCACGAUGACAAGGUGUGGCCUGCGUACGAAGAUACGUGGAAAAGACUUCAGGACUCGUUUCCCAAGGAACACCUUCUUAUUGUCAGCAAUUCUGCAGGUACCAACGACGACAAGGACUACCAACAAGCCCAGAAGUUGGAACGUGAUACUGGAGUGACGGUGCUCCGCCACCCCACAAAGAAGCCAGGAUGUUUCCAAGAGAUCCAGGACUACUUCGCCAACCACGGAAUCGCCUCCAACGAAAUCAUCGUCAUCGGAGACCGUCUUUUCACAGACAUGCUUAUGGCCAAUAUGAUGGGCUCAUGGGGCCUCUGGCUCAGCGAAGGAGUGGAAUUGUCGCCCAAAGUGUUUCCACGGAUGGAGAGGACGUUGUAUAGUCAAUUGGCUACACGAGCCAAUCCAUUUGUGCCACCUACGCCAAAGUAA